Molecule: messenger RNA, 3435 nt
Organism: Fonsecaea erecta
Lineage: Eukaryota; Fungi; Ascomycota; Eurotiomycetes; Chaetothyriales; Herpotrichiellaceae
Exons: 1
Coding region: 1-3435 (1144 amino acids)
Source: RefSeq, a predicted model, not a curated record
AUGUCACGUAACAAAGAAAACAACCCUCUUUCCGCGACCCAGCGGAACGCGGCCACCGCUCCCUUGCACAGGGCUCUCCCCAGCGAGGAGUUCUUCACCGACAGCUUGAUCGACGACACCCGCCUCUCGAAUGUCUCGCAUAUACCGUCUCCAGUCAAGACAGGGUCUGUCAAGCCUCGACGCGCACUCGCCGGCACGAGCAAGACGUUGCAGAGAUCGAGCCGCACUUCCCUGUUCGACUAUACUGCGGCCCGAACGAGUAAACAAUUGAAGCCAUCACCGAAGAUCUCUACGAGGAAAAGCCCAAGCCCUGCACGAACGAAUGGCCUGACCACGCCGCCGCAUUCCCGACACGGCCCGCCCCUCCAGAGCCCUACUGAGUUCUCCAGCCCGCCUGGUGGUCUACACGAGUCGUACCAAAGAAUCGCGGAUGAGGAGGAUCUGGCUGCGACGGAGGUGGAUGACGAGGACGACAUCAAUGGCGACGACCAGCAGGAUACGUUUGAGAUAAACUUGGACGUGGACCCUACAGGAGAUGGAAUAGUCACGGAACAAUCAGCACCGAUAGAAGUUUCGCAACAGCCUACGCCGGUUCAAUCUCCAUCGCCAGUCCGCGCCGCGGACGAGCGCGGUGAAAGUCUCUCAGAACCCCCGACCUUGGAUUUCGUCAAGAACGAGAUGACCGACAGGGUGCUCGCUGCGAAAUUGACGCCCCAUGUCGUUGAUCGCGCGAAAGAUCGUGCCAGACUGGAAAAGCUCCGACAGAGCCACAUACCAAUCAAUUUCGGAGAAAAGUCCAAGGAAGAGCAGACUAACGUGGAGCCCCGACGGAACGGUCUCGCGAGCGUCGCAAGUCGUGGACCGAUCUCCUUCGACAAUGUUUUGGCCGUGGAGACAAACGGGCUGCACAGGACGUACUCAGACACAAGUGUAGACUUCGACCCUCAAAAGAGGAUCCAGGCCUUCAGACGAGCAACGCGUCCCAUGGUCAGCAAGACUGUUUCUGAAGAUGACGAUGGUAGCGAUACGCCUCCAGAACUGCGGGAAAAGGAGAGAUUGGUGGCCUUCAGCAAAUCCACUCGGCCGAAGAAGAAAGACGACGGAGAACCCGAAUUACAGAGACCAGCGUCCGUGCCAAAAACCAUAGCAUUUUCACGUGCGCAUGGCCGACCUGGUCCUCACAGGACGCCCUCCGACACUAUCGAGGAUCAGGGACUACCCGAAGACCCUACAGUUGCAUCCAUUGCUUCGACAGUAUCCGAACCUCUUCCCGGGACCACUGUGAGGCCGGACGACGGUCGAGCAACACGUUCAUUCAUUGCCCGAUGGCGCAAAGAGACUGCGGAGCGACGCGCUCUAAAGGCUCGAGAAGAUGCUGAUCGUAGCGAGUCCCAUAUUGACUCCGCCGCCGCAGCUGCAGAUGUCCCAUUGCCAUCCAUCGAAAGGUCUUCCACUCCUCAAGAAACUCCACCGAAACCCAUUCCCUCUCCGAUUCAAAACCAAAGGUCCAUGGAGCGGAUGCGGAAGUGGGAGAAUGAUUUCACAGGUCUUUCAUUCCAGGUGUCAGAAAGCCCACCUGUUCGGGCGCGGACGAGCCUCAACGAUACCCUCAGAGAAAAAGAGAUUGAAGACCUCGCCAAAAAGUCUGUUACUACAAACAGGCUGGAUGAAAUCCGUGAAAAGAAUCCGAAUGUCAUCGUCCGGAAGUCUUCUCGGAAUUUCAGUCCACAGGAGCCCAAAUUCGCACCACUGGAGCCGCAGGACAAAAUCGACCUCAAGGAUCCCGGAGAAGCGGUACCAGACACACCAGUUGUUGUGUAUAGGUCAUCAAGCAGUAGUACGGACAAAUCCAAAUCGUCUCAGCGAUCAAUGCCAGAUUCAUUGGAUCAACUGCAGAGGCUGGCUCGGGCCGUCAGCACUACCCCGAGACAAAGCCCGGCUGCGUUAUCGGUUGCUCUUGACGAUGCAUCUGCAGUCCCAUUGCCCCCAUCGGAAGACGACCUGAAGUCUCAAUCUACACUGGCAGAUCACGAGGAUGUCGACAAUAAGAGGAAAGUGGCCGAGACUCCGAGGGUCGUGGGCGCAUGGACGGAUACCAUUUUACCGGACACUGUCAAGUCGAGAAUUCAAACACAGAGGGUCAACAAGUAUGCGCAAACACCUCAUGUCAAUGUAGGAGGGUGGAUGGAAACACCGCUUCCUAACGGAGAUCGGAUGCCUAGUAUCCAGAUACCGAGGAUCGUCGAAGAGGAGACGGAGGAAUUAAUGAAUGAAGAAUACCCAACAGACAAUAUGACAGCGGAUCACAUGGAACGUGACAAUACUCCACCAACAGUCCCAUUGAUGCAGGAGCCAGAGUCAAAAGUUGGUCUGGGGAAGGAGGAGGUCAUUCUCCCCAAAAGUGCUCUGACAAAUGUUCUGAACGAAGCCAAACAGAAGCGGCUGGCAUCACACGAUAUCACAGAUACUUCUCGAGACGAGAAUGACACGCUGAACCUGGGCGACGCCACUAUCCAGAGCUUUGAAGACCUCCUCACCGACGCUGCAGACAUCACUGCGGACCUGACCAGCCUCAUCAAAGCUGGUACUGCGGAGGAAGUCCUGGCUCUGAAAGAGAGGAACAGAUUGACAGCUCCUGUUACUUUAGAUGAGGAUAAUUCAUCUGCAUCUGAGGUUGCCUUUAUUGGUCAUUUGACAAGUCGGAUGGAGAGACUGAUGUCAAAUUUGCAUGAAGCUAAAAAGGGCAUCGCCAGGCUGGAGCAGAGAGUCUCUCACUCACCACCGUUGUCGUUAGAAGAAUCGGAUCUACAAACACAGACGCUCGUGGCUGUCCAGGAUCCAGACCGAGCCUCUGGCCAAAGAGGGCCAGUCACCAUCUCGUCCUUCAUGGACCUUCCCAUCGCAUACACAACAUUCACUCUUCCCAUUCCCCUCCUGUUCCAUCCGCGAACAGCAUCUCAAGACAACAGACGCCGCAAUCAGCUGAUCGACCUUCUUCCUGGUAGUCCAACAUGGCUGGGAUAUCUCACCUUCUCCAUCUGGAUAUGGUACAUCCUCGAAUGCCUCCUCGCAGAGAUCUACGCGAGGCCGCUCUAUGCGGAAAGGUACGUCUGGCCAACUCAGCCAGAGCCAGAGUUUCCUUUCGUACUUCCGACAAUGCUCUGGAGAUGGACCCUCGGUGCACGCCUGGGAGAUGUGCUCACUGCGCCUGUGGUGAUGACCUCCAAUGUGGUGUGGAGACUGAUAGUGGCCAUCUGGAAAGUUGUCGGAAUGUGGUUGGGAUGGUCAGAUGGGUUCGUCGAUGAUGGCAGGACCUCCAUGGCAACUGCUACGAAAUCCGCUGUCCAAGCUGUCAAAAGUCUUAUUUCCGGAGCUACUGGCGCCAACCCCCUUGAACUGGAAGGUUUGAGUAUGAUGAAUGACGAAAUUUUAUGA